Molecule: messenger RNA, 1361 nt
Organism: Prunus avium (sweet cherry)
Lineage: Eukaryota; Viridiplantae; Streptophyta; Magnoliopsida; Rosales; Rosaceae
Source: RefSeq, a predicted model, not a curated record
AUGGAAAUGAGCCACAGAGGCAAAGAGUUCCUCUCCAUAAUCCAGAAGGCCGAGGCGGACCUCCGAACCCUUUUGAAUAUCUCACCGGAAUAUUCCGUUUUGUUCCUCCAAGGCGGCGCCACCACCCAGUUCGCCGCCAUACCUCUAAAUCUCUGCAAACCCGACGAUCAAGUUGAUUACGUGGUUACUGGGUCGUGGGGCGACAAGGCCUUCAAGGAGGCCCAGAAGUAUUCUCAGCCCAAGGUGAUCUGGUCUGGCAAGUCCGAGAAGUACACAAAGAUCUCAGCUUUUGAAGAAUUGGAGCAGAGCCCAGACGCUAAGUAUUUGCAUAUAUGCGCGAAAGAGAACUUGAUGCUUAAUACAUUGCAAUUUAACAUGUCAGUUCCGACGCCGUAUGUUUUCAUGAAAAGGUUCCUCAAGGCUGCUCAAUCUGACAAGAAGCUUGAACUGCUAUCCUUCUUCUUGAUGGAGCUUUCUCUGGUGGAGUAUGAGAUGCUCAAGUUUCCACCAUCUUUGUUAGCUGCUGCUGCAGUCUAUACUGCUCAAGCUACUCUUUAUGGGUUCAAGCAGUGGAGUAGAACCUGUGUCAUCUAUGCCGGAGCCCAGAAAAACGUGGGCCCAUCCGGAGUGACCGUUGUGAUCAUCAGGAAGGAUCUGAUUGGCAAUGCUCAAGAGAUCACACCUGUUAUGCUGGACUUCAAGAUUCAUGAUGAGAACAAGUCUCUGUACAACACACCGCCUUGCUAUGGCAUUUACAUGUGUGGGUUGGUGUUUGAGGACUUGCUGGAGCAGGGCGGUUUGGGUGAGAUUGAGAAGAAGAACAAGAGGAAGGCUGAUCUUUUGUACACCGCCAUUGAUGAGAGCAAAGGGUUUUACAGGUGCCCAGUUGAGAAGUCUGUGAGGUCAUUGAUGAAUGUGCCCUUCACGCUUGAGAAGUCAGAGUUGGAAGCUGAGUUUGUGAAGGAGGCAGCUAAGGAGAAGAUGGUUCAGCUCAAGGGGCAUAGGUCAGUGGGAGGGAUGAGGGCUUCAAUUUAUAAUGCCAUGCCUUUGGCUGGGGUUGAGAAGUUGGUUGCUUUCAUGAAGGAUUUCCAGGCAAAGCAUGCUUAAGAUUUAGUAGCAUACAUUACUGGUAGAGUUGUAAGCAUCUUUGGUUUGUUGUGUUUGCUAUAUUUUUGUUGUUGAAUGUGAGUGGACAAAAGCAAGAAGUUUGUAUGCAUAUGUUUAUGAAAUUCUUGUCGUGUGGGAUGAAGUUAAUGCCCUAACAAGUUUAGGAAUUUAGGCCAAUAUCCUCUGUUUAAAACUUUGUUGUCAUAAGCUGAGAGUAAUGAAUAAUUCAAUUCUGGCCUCUUCUUUCAUAUCAA